UAUAUUUUUUUCACAAUUGUAAUUGCAUGGUGUUAGAUUUGAAUAUCAUGGUGUCCUGGUAAAUAUACAAAUAUGGUCGAAAAUCAUGUUUGCGUGUAGGAUUACAGGUUCACACGGGGCAAGUGAGGUUGCACCUGCACGAGCCAGCCUCCAUUAGUGCGAGUGCACUACAGGAGCCAUGGCGCACGUGUUAAAGCACGCAGCAGCGCGAGAUCACUGAGUACGCGCGCGCGCGCGCCGAUCGGCUUUUCAAACGCAGGUUCGAAGGCACGCGAGCUGAAGAUGAUAUAUUUUUCCUUUUUUUUUUCUUCUUUUCUUUUUCUUUUUUUUUUGAUAGAUCACCGGAGUGAUAUUUGCUCUAGGUCUAUGUAAGUUUGUAAUCAAAGUUUAAACUCCUCCAUUGUGGAAGCUCCAGUCUGUUUAUGAAUAGCCAUCGCGGUGUCGUCAUCCACGUGCCAGAGAGCUGAUUGGUUGCACGGGCUGUUCAGACGACUCUCUGCGGCGGCGCGGGGUCUUGAGAGGUCGCUCAUUAGCGCGCAGGCUUUUUCGAGCGGCUGCCGUUUACACGUGAGCUCGAAGCGGUUUCCGUCGUCGGAGGUGGUGCGCGCACGCUCCGGUCCCCCCCCUACGCCUCAACACCACCCCGCCUCCCCGCGCAUAGUGGCAGCUCGCGCUGAGCUCCGGCGUCAUUCUGUAGCGCUGCGCUACCGGACAUAACGCACGGCGCGCGCGCUCACUCGCCGUCUCUCUCUUUCUCUCUCUCUCUCUCUCUCUCUCUCUUCUUGCUGCUCUCACAGCACUUUCCGUCGGCUCGGAAAUUACUCACGCGCCUUCACCAAAGAAGCGGAUGAGAGAAGGUGAAAAGUUAUGGAUGAAAGAAUAUCUCGCCUGCAGGACAGAGCGUUUCUCGAGCACGCAGACUUUCUGGGGGUCGAUUAUUCGUCUCUUUACAUGUGCAAGUCAAAAAGAGGCAUGAAACGAGAGGAGGGAAAGCAGGACGCUUAUAAGUUACCACACAGGCUGAUAGAGAAGAAGAGGAGGGACCGGAUUAAUGAAUGUAUUGGACAGUUGAAAGACUUAUUACCGGAACACCUUAAAUUAACGACGCUGGGCCACUUGGAAAAGGCGGUCGUGUUGGAGUUAACUCUGAAACACCUGAACGCUUUGACAGCCGUCACUGAGCAGCAGCACCAAAAGAUCCUGGCACUGCAGAACGGAGACCGCUCUCUGAAGUCCUCUAUCCGAGCAGACGUUGACGCUUUCCACUCGGGGUUCCAGGCAUGCGCAAAAGAGGUGCUGAAGUACCUGAGCACGGUGGAGAAGUGGACCAGCUGUGAGCAGAGGUGCACGCAGCUCAUCGAGCACUUGCACAAAGUUUUGGCGCGACUCGUGCAGCCGCAGUUGGGCGCGCAGGACAGGGACAGCCAGGCUAACUGUGUCCCCGUCAUCCAAAGGACUCAGAAUGCCGAGGCCAACGAAAACGACACGGACACCGACAGCGGAUACGGGGGCGAGGCGGACAAGAGCGACGGCAGAACGGAGAAAGCGUGUGACGGGGUGCGGGUCGGUGGAGUUAAAAUAAAGCAGGAGUUCGGGGACGAGCGCGUCGCCAAAAAGCCCAAAAUGAGCUGGAGCGAGAGCAGUGGCGCAGGAAGCGCAGAUCAGCCCAACCUGGCGUUUAUGAACUCGCUGAUGGGAAUGGCUGGAGUGAGCCAACAGGCUCCGUUCUGCGUCCCGUUUUACUUCAUAAACCCGACGGCAGCUGGUUCCUACAUGCCUUUUUUCGAUAAGAGCAGUCUGGAGAAGUUAGUGUACCCAGCGCUGAGCGGGCCCUUCCCGUGGCUCUACCCCGGCAUCACGGCGCACACUUCAGCCGCCGCGGCUUCUGCUUUCCCCGCAGGAUCGCUCGAGAAAAGCCUGAGCUUCGGGGUCGCUUCACAGGAUAAAGACUGCUCUUCUAACCCCGACGACGAUCAGCAAUCCAGCAGGGUCGGUGCAUCCUCUUCUACUGACGAGGAACAGAACUCAGACAGCGAGUUUAACCAGGAUCGGCCCCACAUGAAGGAAACCAGCACUAAUGCAGUCUAAAGGAACACUUGACCUUUCGCUCUCUACUGUUGGCUUGUGACAUUGUGUUGAUCUAUUUCUUAAUUUAAUCACCAUUAAGUACUCUGUGGCCUGUAGUGUUUCUAUGGAUUUUACCGAUAAAAGCAGUUGUCUGUUUUUUUUUUUUUUUUUUUUGUGUGUGUGUGUGCAAAACAGGGUUUUGAAAAGAUCUUUCUGUAGAGACAUUGUAAAAGAGGAACAAUGGAUUUGGAACAAAACCUAGUGCCUUUUGCACUGAAUGCUGACACUGGAAUGGGAAUCGACAGUGACUGACAACAGCAUACAGUCUGUCUUUAAUGGCUAUUGUUCUAUUUUACAAAAAAAAAAAGAAGUUACACUGAGAUUUCGCUUUUAUUCGCUGAGGAACGUAAUGUAUGUGCAAUACUGUCGAAUCGAUCGCUGAGUUAUAACCUACUGCACCUCUUCUCAUUGAUUUAGAUUCAUAUUGGCAUCUUGGAUGUAUUGUAUGACAGUGACCUCAAGCAAGUUGAAUCGACUGAUGCAGUACUUUUUUUUGGUAGAAUUUACUCUACAGGAUUUGCCACUGAUAUUGAGAUUCUUCUUUCACAGUUUAAUCUUCAGUGCUUGAAAGAGUUACUUAAAUACCUCAAGCUACUCUUGCAUUGAGAGCCAGAUUCAUUUCUACAGACGCUCCUCUGGUAGGGGCAGUGCGGUGAGCUGAAUAAUCUUUGUUAGGAUGAAACUAGUCUUCGUUCUUAGUCAGGCAAAACCUGCGAGUAGCCUUGUAAGUUCUUUAAAUUACUACUAUGACAGUCCUGUCUCUCUUUCUAAUAACUCAUUUGAACUUGAGUUUAAGUUAGGUGUGAAAUUACACUUAGAUAUUUUGGCGUGUCAUUCUUAAGCAAUCUCUAAAAGUAUUUUCCCUAUAAAGAUAAAUAAAAAAUAGAUUUGACUGAGUUCAGGGCAGUUUUCUAAACCAUUUGGCUUUUGGAAUCACCGUUUCCAUUAGGAUUUUCUGACCAAAGUCCCUUUUAGUCUAGCACAUGAAUCUGGAUUGGUCCACGUGGCCACAAUGAUAAAACAUCUCAGUGUGUGGAGAGCUUCUGUAUAUGACAUGCAUCUCCAGAUACGUUAGCACCUUGUGGAACUUUGAUAUUGAAUGUAAUCUGUUUUCUGUCAAUAUGAACGUUUGUAAAUAUUCUGAUAAAAGUAGAUCUGCGAGGUAAAGUGCACUUGUUGAUGCCUUUCUUUGUUUCUCUAAAACUCUUCUCAUGCAUUAUUUAUAAUCCAUUACCCUUUGUAUUCUGCCUGUAAUUUAUAUAUAAACAGUAUAUAUUUUCUUAAAGAAAUCCUCAUGAUUAAUAGGCAAGUCUUGGAUUAAUGUAUAAAUACUGAAAAAAACUAUAAUAGCUACUGUAUAGCUGCACAAAUUUUAGUUAAAAUCUUCAGAAAGCUCUGUUAUACAGCAAAUGCUUCUGCAAAAUUAUAAAUUGAGUAGUAGUCUGGCUCUGAUAGGGCAAAGACUUUUUUUGCUUAAGUUAGUACUGCCUUCAAUGGCAAUAUUUUGUAGUCCCAAUCAAGAAUCCCUGCACUGGUUCUUCAAGUGGUAUUAUUACAACUUUAAGCUUUUGAAUAAUUACAAUCAAGCAUACAAUGUGCAUAUACCAUGCUGUCUAUUCAUGUAGUUCACAGCUGAUUAAUGGCACAAAAUCUGAAGUGAUUGGGAAUCUUGUAAAACAUGGUGUACUGCACAUAAUCAGUAUAGAAUGCUAAAUAAAUGGUCACCGGAGGAAAAUAUAAAAUAAUGAGGGUUUUUUUACAAGAAAAAAAAAUUUAGAUUGACUGCAAUUAAUACAUUUUCAUUCGAUGCAAGCAUAUGUGUAUUUACUCAAAAUUUGCCAUUUACUUUUGCAUAAAAAUACAUUUUAUAGGCCCCUUGUAGCCUUUUUGCCUCAACUGUCCUUUUGCCUAUGUAGUGGCAUGUGUAUGUAAAUAGUUUGUGAAUACGCAAAAAUGUCCAAUGUUUAUCUUGUAGAAGGAAUCUUUGGAUUUUAUAAAGGAUAAACUUAAGCAAAUGUUGCACAUUUCGCUAAUGCUUUACACUGCUGUAAUAAAUUAUUGCUCACAGUUGUCAAAUAAAUAUAUGCUCAAAGACUAA
Silurus meridionalis is the source of this 4225-nucleotide messenger RNA. It is a transcript of the gene bhlhe41, whose product is annotated as basic helix-loop-helix family, member e41. NCBI's taxonomy places the organism in Eukaryota, Metazoa, Chordata, Actinopteri, Siluriformes, Siluridae. The record is from RefSeq and is a predicted model, not a curated record. Gene Ontology annotation, cellular component: nucleus. Gene Ontology annotation, biological process: regulation of neurogenesis; anterior/posterior pattern specification; regulation of transcription by RNA polymerase II. Gene Ontology annotation, molecular function: DNA-binding transcription factor activity, RNA polymerase II-specific; RNA polymerase II cis-regulatory region sequence-specific DNA binding; protein dimerization activity. The coding region runs from base 868 to 2088 and encodes 406 amino acids. The transcript is spliced from 5 exons.